AUGCCUUCACAAACAAGUACGAGCUCUGAUGAGCUGAGCAGGCGAAAGAUUGUCGGUAUCAACAAGGAGACAGUUACAAAUACGAUAUCGACCGAUUAUCCCGGCGCACACUACGGCGAGGAGCACGCCUGGGACGUCAAUGAGUUUGCCCAGCAUCUCAACAUAGAAUUCCACCAGAAUGACCCCAACCUAGCCUCAUUCAGUCUAAUCGGCGUCGACGCCUCCAUUGCAAAUGCCUUCCGCCGUAUCAUGAUCGCCGAGAUCCCCUCCCUCGCCAUCGAGCGUGUUUUCAUAACCAACAACACCUCUGUAAUCCAGGAUGAGGUACUCGCCCAACGCCUGGGCCUCGUCCCACUCAAGGGCUCUAAGGAGGGGCUGCGAAAAUUCAUGAAGCCCUUCAAGAGGACCGAGACGGGCGGCUUCGACAACUCAUUCGACUUUAACACGGUGAACCUCCGGCUCAACGUCAAGUGCACCCGAAACCCCGACGCGAAGCCGGGCGAGAACGAUCCGAACAAGGCCUACAUCAAGUCAAACGUCUACGCCAGCGACAUCGAAUUCGUGCCCGCCGGCCAGCAGACCGAGUACUUCUCGGGCGACGGCGCCAUAGUGCCUGUGAACCCGGACAUCUUGAUUGCCAAGCUGCGGCCGGGCCAGGGCAUCGACCUCGAGAUGCACGCCCACAUCGGCUACGGCUGGGACCACGCAAAGUUCUCGCCCGUCUGCACCGCCUCGUACCGCCUCAUGCCCAUCAUCGACAUCGUCAAGCCCAUCGUCGGCGCAGACGCUGAAAAGUUCCGCGACUGCUUUCCCGAAGGCGUCAUCAGGCUGGAGCCAGUCACCGCCGCCGAGGCCAAGGAGAAGGGCAGCGGCUACGAGGGCCACAAGGGCGAGAUGAAGGCAGUUGUCAACGAUCCCAUGCGCGACACGGUCAGCAGGGAAUGCUUGCGGCAUGCCGAAUUCGAGGGCAAGGUCAAGCUUGGCCGCAAGCGAGACCAUUUCAUCUUCUCGAUUGAGAGCGCUGGGCAGUGGGACAGCGAUGAGCUCUUCCUCGCGUCCAUUGCGGAGCUUAAAACCAAGUGCAAGAAGCUAGAGGAGCAGGUUCUUAACAUGGUUAGGCUAGUCAAGCACUUUUCCAUUAGAGAACGCUGCCGCCGUCCGUCUUCACUUGAACUGCAGCCUGUAUUGGAAGACCGUGCUCAUAAAAGCCGGGUCCGUCACGGCAAUCUCCUGCCCGCUUACCAAGCCCAGCUCGGUAAGGGUCUUGGUGAGAUUGCCCCUUGUAGCCUUCUCCAAAUCGGGGGUCAUCUGCACGUAGAGCGACUUGCCUUCGGCGCGGAUGCUGGGCUUCUUCAGCUGAGCGGCUGGCUGGACCGCCAAAUGAUCGACCAGCUCCUGCAGCGUCCAGUUCGGGUCGACUUCGAGCUGGCGAGCCUCGCUCCCGCAGAUGGGACAAUCGGGUUUGCGCUCGUACUUGUAGGUGAAGGUGUAGAUGCCAGCGUCUCCCGUGUACAUCAUGUAGUUCUCUUCGAGGCCGAGUGGGGGUGCGGCGUUGCUGGCGAUCUUGAACGCCUCGUUGCAGCAGCUGGCGGCGAUUAUGGCGUUGGUCGAGGCGAUGGCGGGGAUGAUGUUUUUGACCACGCCCUGGGUCAGCGAGUAGGUGACGCCCUGGAUGCCGUACUCUUUGGCGCGAUCCAGCGCCUUCUGAAACAGCCAUGUGAUGUGCUCCGGGUCGUCCUUAUCCAGGGCUGGGAACGGCUUUUCCUUCUCCCAAGCGAUGAUGUGCGCCCACUCAAUGCAGUGCUCUGGCUGGCGCGGGAUUGUAGCGAUGGUGCAGAGCGGGACGGCGGGCCGAGGGGCGUAGAUCUCGAGCUGGCACUCGAUGCAAGCUGUCAUGGUAGGAAAGAUGACCCGAGACUGGCCCUUGAAGCCUUCGGUGCCGCCAUCGAUGAGCGGCUUGAAUGA
Pyricularia pennisetigena is the source of this 1965-nucleotide messenger RNA. RefSeq lists its product as uncharacterized. Gene Ontology annotation, molecular function: protein dimerization activity; DNA binding. Lineage: Eukaryota; Fungi; Ascomycota; Sordariomycetes; Magnaporthales; Pyriculariaceae. Gene Ontology annotation, biological process: DNA-templated transcription. The coding region runs from base 1 to 1965 and encodes 654 amino acids. The record is from RefSeq and is a predicted model, not a curated record. Gene Ontology annotation, cellular component: RNA polymerase I complex; RNA polymerase III complex. The transcript has 3 exons.